Messenger RNA from Chlamydomonas reinhardtii, 3916 nucleotides. RefSeq lists its product as uncharacterized. NCBI's taxonomy places the organism in Eukaryota, Viridiplantae, Chlorophyta, Chlorophyceae, Chlamydomonadales, Chlamydomonadaceae. The coding region runs from base 367 to 3054 and encodes 895 amino acids. Gene Ontology annotation, cellular component: RQC complex. The record is from RefSeq and is a predicted model, not a curated record. Gene Ontology annotation, molecular function: ribosomal large subunit binding; tRNA binding. The transcript is spliced from 19 exons. Gene Ontology annotation, biological process: rescue of stalled cytosolic ribosome; ribosome-associated ubiquitin-dependent protein catabolic process.
GAUGGCAUACACGAAAUAAUUUCAAUGUCACCGAGUUGAAAGGCUGGGAGUUCUGGAAGUUAAGUCUAUCCCCUGUUAGAUCACCUCACGACAGACAACUUGCUUAAUUCUGCUUAUUGGACAUAGUUUUGUCCUUGGAGACGCCGCAAAGGAGCUUGGGUAGGCGGAAGCAGCGGCGGCACCGCGCUUUUGUGCACGCCCACGAACUCCCUUGAAGGAGCGACAACUUCUUACAGCUAUCGCGUUGGCGCCAACAUUCCAACGCAGUUCGUGCUGCGGCGCUGAGUCAAGCCCAGUCACAGACUUUCAGCCGAGGCCCGGCAAAGGCAGAGGCCAGCAGACAAGUGCGAGUGCGAGUGCGACAAGAUGGUGAAACAGCGCAUGAGCAGUUCUGACGUGGCGGCGGAGGUGGCGUGUCUGCGGCAGCGCAUCCUGGGGCUGCGUGUCGCCAACAUCUACGACCUCACGCCCAAGACGUAUGUGGUCAAGCUGGCCCGCUCCGGCGAGGAGGGCGAGAAGGUGUACCUGCUGCUGGAGAGCGGGGCGCGUUUCCACACCACCAAGGUGGGUGUGUGCAUGGAGCUGACACUGGGCAGCGGCCCCGGCGCCGUACACCUAAUCCUGGAGAUGUACGCGCAGGGUAACAUCGUGCUCACCGACUCCAAGUACGAGGUGCUCACACUGCUGCGGUCACACAGGGACGACGCCAAGCUGCAAGACAACUCCAUUGUGCUGGUGCUGGCCAACACGCUGGACGAGGCGGGGGAGGAGGGGAAUGAGGAGGCCAACAACCGCCGGGCGGUCAAGGUGGCUGUGGAUCUGUCGCUGUCGGCCCACGCCAACGCCUCCGCGUACUUCGACACGCGCCGCAAGCACCUGGCCAAGCUAGGCAAGACGCUGGCUGCCAACGAGGCGGCGCUGGCGGCGGCGGAGAAGAAGGCGGAGGCGGCACUCAAGCAGGUCCGCUCCCAGCCCGCGGCGCUGCAGCCGGUGCGUAAGCCCAUGUGGUUCGAGCGCUUCCACUGGUUCAUCAGCUCCGAGAACUACCUAGUGGUGUCGGGCCGCGACGCGCAGCAGAACGAGCUGCUCGUCAAGCGCUACUUCAGAAAGGGCGACGUGUACGUGCACGCCGAGCUGCACGGUGCUAGCAGCACCAUCGUCAAGAACCCCCAGCCCGACCAGCCCAUCCCGCCCAUCACCUUGCAACAGGCGGGCUGCGCCUGCGUGUGCCGCAGUCGCGCCUGGGACUCCAAGAUUGUGACCAGCGCCUGGUGGGUGCACCACCACCAGGUGUCCAAGACCGCCCCCUCCGGCGAGUACCUGGUGACGGGCAGCUUCAUGAUCCGCGGCAAAAAGAACUUCCUGCCGCCGCAGCCGCUGGUGAUGGGCUUCGGCUUCUUGUUCAAGCUCGACGACAGUUGCAUUGCCGCACACCUGGGGGAGCGGGCCGUGCGCGGGCUGGACGCAGACGCCUCCUCAGUGUACGGAUCCGUGUACGGCGGCGGCGGCGGCGGCGCGGCUGGCGGCGGCGGCGGUGGCGGCGGCGGCGCUAUGUCAGAUGUGGCGGAGGAGGACGAGGAAGGCGAGGAGGUCGACCAGCUCGGAGACGACGACAGCGCCGGAGCCAGUGCCAGCGGCGGCGGCGGCGGCGGCGGCGGCGGCGGCGGCGGCGGCGGCCUCACGCAACAGGCGGUGGCGGCGGCGACGGCGGCAGCGGAGGAUGAGGAGUACACAAUUGUGGAGACGGAUACGCCGGCGGCGGCAGCCGCAGCCGCCAGUGCUGCGAGUGGCGGCAAGGCCGGGGGCGCUGGCGGCAAAGGGCAGGGCGCCGCAGCGGCCGGUGGCAAGGGCGCGGGUGCUGGUGGCGGCGCCGCCGCCGCUGCAGGCGGCAAGGGGCAAGUGCCGGCUGCCGGCGGCAAGGGCGGCGCGGGGGCACCGGCGGAGAAGGGUGCCAAGGGCGGGGCAGCGGGCGCGGGUGCUGGCGCCGCCGGGAAGGGCGGCGCAGCGGGAGGCAAGGGCGGCGCGGGCGGCGCUGGCGGCAAGGGCGCUGCCGCCGCCGCUGCGGCUGCCGCCGCCGCCGCCGCCGCGCCGACUCCCUCGUCGCGAGGCAAGAAGGGCAAAGCGGCCAAAGCCAAGGACAAAUACGCGGACCAGGAUGAGGAGGAGCGCGCGCUGGCGCUGGCUGUGCUGGGCAGUGCGGGCGACAAGAAGAGCCGCUCGGACCGACGCAAGGAGCGCAAGGAGAAGCGCGAGGCCAGCCGCACAGAGGGCCGCGCAGCCACGGCGGGGGACGAGGAGGAGCGGCAGCAGGCCAUCGAGCGCGCGACUGGCAAGCAGUUUGCGCGCAUCGAAGAGGAGGAGGAGACGGAGGAGCCGUCGGAGGAGGGGGCGCAGCAGCACGGGCAGCACGGGCAGGAGGGGCAGCAGCAGCAGGAGGGCCAGCAGCAGGAGGCGGGCGGGGAAAAGCCGGACAAGGCGGAGGGCGGUGAGGGGGGUGAGGACGACGACGAUGAUGAUGAUGACGAGCCGGUUCCAGAUGAGGCCGCCACUGAGGCUGAGCGCGCCGAGAUCGCGGCGCUGCUGGCUGAGGAGGCGGCCGACGGCGGCGCCGCCGCCACCGCGGGCGGCGGCGCGGGCACGGGCGGCCUGACGGAGGACGACGCGGCGCGCCUGUCUGUGCUGGACAGCCUCACGGGCGUGCCGCGUCCGGACGGGUCGGACCUGCUGCUGUUCGCGGUGCCGGUGUGCGGGCCCUACACCGCGCUGCAGGCGUACAAGUACAAGGUCAAGGUCACGCCGGGCACGGUCAAGAAGGGCCGCGCCGCCCGGCAGGCGCUGGAGCUGCUGUCGCGCGCGCCCGAGGCGCCGCCGCGGGAGCGCGACCUGCUGCGGGCUCUCCCCGAGAUGGAUGCUAUUAACGCGCUGGUGGGCCCGGGCGUAAAGCUGUCCAUGCCGGGCCUUCAGAAGCUCAAGGCCGAUGACAAGAAGAGCAAGAAGGCGGCGGCGAAGGCGCGCGUGGGCGGCGGAGGCGGCGGCGGGAAGGGGGAGGAGUAGCAGGGCGGGGUUGCAAGGAUGUUUGGGAAAGCGGUACAGGAUGCACUGGGGUGGGGCAGCGGAGGCGGUGGGUUGGGGGGAGGGGAGGUUGUGGUUGUGGUUGCGGGAAUUGAACAUGUGUGGGUGGGGUGGGGUGGGGUGGGAGGGGUGGGAGGGGUGGGAGGGUGAGGAGAGGGGCGGUGGUCGCCGCGACGACCCCACCAGCAGCGGCGCGGCGGAGCGGAGUUGUGUGUGUUGGCGCCAGAUGCCAGGCCCAGGAACACUGCUGUGUACCGGUAGCUAACUGCGUUGCCCCGUAUUUGUUAGUGAGGUAUCUAUCGUUUGAGGAUGAAGGGAUGCAUGUCAGUGCUAAAGAGAUAGCAACGCACGCCAAGGGUCCUGGCCGCUUUGCAAAGCCGCGCACAGGCUGUGCCGCGGCCUCCCGGCGGAGUUUUGACAACCGUGCAUGUAGGCGGUAGCAGCUGUCGAUGAUGGCUGCAGCAGGCUGAGCAGAGGCGGCAGUAGGGGGCCCCACUGCUCAGCAAUGGGCCCCCCACAGUAGUGGAGCAGGGACGGGGGGCGGUGGAGGGCAGGAGGGGCUACAUGUGCCUGUCCCAUGCAUGGCAUCGACUGUCCAUGUCGUGAAGAUGCUUAAGACUCGUGUCCUGCAAAGCCUUUCAGAUACAGCAGCAGGCAUGCGCGUCCUCGACUCCUCACCCGCUCUGCGCCUCGGACCCUGGGAAGCGGACUGCGUUGAGGACGCGGUGAACGUGUCACCCAACCACCCCUGGCCACCCGUUGUCUUCGUCACCUCACCCACGUUGGCCCGUGCAUCGCGCCGCAUAACCCCGACGCAGCCAUGCACAUGUAACCCCGGACCGCC